CUUUCUCGCCUAACCAACUCUCAGGCCUCCUGCGCACAUCGGUUGACUGAUUGCGCGCGGCGUGGUCAGUUGGAAAAGGAACACCGAUCUUGUUUUGAGAGUGAAGUAUUUAGGAUGCGCACGCAGGCAGCUUCUGAUGAUUCACGGCCCCAGCCAAGCCCAAAUCUUAUCUCAUCCUUUGCGGGAGGAUCGAAGGCAGUGCAGGGCUCCUUCCUACCUUAGGGUAGAUCUCGCAUAUUCUUACUGUACCUACGCCCGUCUAGAAUAAGCACCGCCAGCUUACGACCAACAAUCUGAAACCAUCGCUAAAUCUCCGAAAAAAGCGUACUUUUUAUAAGCACUGAUAUGCAUCCCAACUGCAAGUGCGAAAGCAACCGAGAAUUCCAACAAACUCCGUUUCUUCCAGAACAUCGCGAUUAUCGAGAUAUCAUGGCCGGCGCCAGUAGGCGGAGUGCUGGUUCUAUUUUCCUUCUCAUAGCGUGCGCCGCAUGUAUACCUACGAGCAACAAUCAAGGGAACCACAACGAAGGCGUCGGAAAAUGCUCAUUUAAUCUCACGCAACAACAGCGUUGCGACAGAACGUACGGAAACGUGAUCAACUACGUCGAAAUCAACACGAUCCGCGACUCCUCGAACAACAUCAUCGUUGACGUGAACAGGCAACUGCCUCCCGGGUCGCAGAACAGUUCGAAGAAUCUCAACCGGGGCCCAUGGACCAUCUUCGGGCUUCCGAACUACAAAGACCUUACGGUCCAAGUUGAUACGCAAGAUUUUCGGGGCAUGGAUCGGGGUUAUCCGUAUGUCUAUUACGCGACCAAGGAUGACGAACUGAGAUUCUCGCAUGAUGGACUUGAAUGGACGACGAAAAGGGAACUGCAGCUCGAAGGGAGGAGUGCGUGGUGUCGAAGUGAGGGCUGGGAUGACGACGAGUGGACUUGUGCACUGGAUGCACAGUCAAAUAUUAGGGACCGGCUGUUGACUUGCUACUUUUCCUGUUCUUGAUUCUGCGGGGCAGUGACGGGUUACGAUAUUGCGAACAUUCACUGCGAAGCAUCGAGGAAAUACACUAGAGAUGAUCAUGAUCGACACCGUGAACUGUAUGCAUAUGUAAGAGAAUGGAAAGAGCCGACGGAGGAAUGAAAGUGCAUUUGAUACCCAGGCAUAGACAAUGGAAUAGUAGAGGCGGAGCUGGCAGGUCAUUAAGACAAGGGACCUGUGGCAAGCAGUUCAAUGUUUGUGACUAGUUUUCAAUGAUUCUAGUGCGUUACUCUCCCCUGUCUCGAAUUGCUUAAAGUUGCAGUGGCGCAGUCCACGAUUCGAUAAAAAGUAC
Molecule: messenger RNA, 1330 nt
Organism: Westerdykella ornata
Lineage: Eukaryota; Fungi; Ascomycota; Dothideomycetes; Pleosporales; Sporormiaceae
Exons: 2
Coding region: 430-1002 (190 amino acids)
Source: RefSeq, a predicted model, not a curated record